GACCUUGUACUUGCCUCAGAUGUAGACGAUUAUAAUGAUCGGAAAGAAGGCAAAUUAGUUUAUUAAUUUUCUCAAGAAUCAUCUGAUGUAAAGGACAGCUAUUCCUUUGAGGAGAUCAUUAAUAGUUGUCGUUAUGUGGGUGAAACCAGAGGAAGUUCUUUUGGCCAACGCGCUGUGGGUCACAGAGAGGGCAAACCCAUACUUCAUCCUACAGAAGAGGAAGGGAUAUGGCGGAGGAGGUCUCACAGGGCUACUUGUUGGGACCCUGGAUACCGUGUUGGAUAACAAGACAUAUCCGUACCGGAUUCUUCAUCAGACACCAGGAUCUGAAGUUAGUUACUCUGUUGCCGUGGCGACCAACAAGCGGGAAAUCAGCAAGGACUGGGAAUGGCUGGAACAGCAUCUAAUGCAGACGCUUAGUGCCUUUGAGAGUGACGAGGAGUCAACAGACUUUGUACGUUGCAAGAUUGAGAGCUUGCUGGCCAACAGGGUUGUGCUCAAAGAAGAUGAGGAAACUGAGAGGUUCAAAUCUGCUACCAAGAAGUUCAGGAAAUUAUUCAAUAUGCCAAAGGAAGAAAAACUUGUUAAUUACUAUUCCUGCAGCUACUGGAAGGGCAAGGUGCCGAGACAGGGCUGGAUGUAUCUGAGUGUGAAUCACCUCUGCUUCUACAGCUUCCUGAUGGGCAGAGAGGCCAAACUCAUCCUCAGGUGGACGGACAUCACGAAACUGGACCGAGGCAACAACAUGUUGUUCCCCGACAGUGUCAAGGUGUCGACCCGCGAGGCUGAUCACUUCUUCUCAAUGCUGCUUCACAGUAAUGAGUCCUACCGCCUGAUGGAGCAGCUGGCCAAUAUGGCCAUGAGACAAUUGAUGCAAGAGGGUGGAUUUGAAGAAGAUACUUCCAUUUCCACCAGAACCAAACGGAAGACCUCAAGGAAGAUGUCAUCGCUCAAAAGGGACCUUGAUGCUAGAGCUCGCAGUGAGGCUUUCAGACAAGCGCUCCGGCUGCCAGAUGGGGACAAGCUGGAUGGGGAUGAAGAGUGUACGCUGUGGACGCCCUACAACAAGCAGCACGUGUGGGGACGGGUGUACCUCAGCAACAACUACCUGUGUUUUGCUAGUCGGGUUGGUAUCCCAGUACGUGACCUUGUGACUGUUAUAAUCCCCCUCCGUGACAUCCUGGUGGUGGAGAAGGUAGAUAACUCUGUGUCUGGAAACCUGAUACAGAAAGCACUGCAUAUAACAACCAAAGGCAAGAUGAAUUUCACAUUUGCGCAGUUUGACGACAGGAACUUCAUCCUGGAGAAGAUAUCCGACUUCCUCUCGAAGCAGUCAAUAAACAGAAGCAAGAGGAGGAGUACCAGCACAUCAUCUGACGGGAAAGGAAGCAUCUCUGAGGAGCCUGCUGAGGAACAGUUUCAGCCAGCACUCAUCAGUCUGUUUUGUCGCAGAGACUCGGAUGAGUUGUCUUCCAGAGAAACAGUCAAACAACACUUGUGGGAUGUGUAUUUCUCUGAAUAUGGCAGGGGCAUGUGUUCAUACCGCACCCAUCGGACCCUGGAGCUGAUCCUGAAGGGCAUCCCAGACAAGUACCGAGGGGAGACAUGGAUGAUCUUCUCUGGCGCCCUGAAUGAGAUGAACACCAAUCCCGGCUACUAUGCAAAUAUUGUGAACCAAAGUAAAGGGAAAUCCACCAUUGCCACUGAGGAGAUUGAAAGGGACUUACACAGAUCCCUGCCAGAGCAUCCAGCCUUCCAGACUGACCUUGGCAUAGGGGCGCUGCGGAGGGUGCUGACGUCGUAUGCCUGGAGGAACCCCAACAUAGGCUACUGUCAAGCUAUGAACAUCGUGACGAGUGUGUUGCUGCUGUAUACAAGUGAGGAGGAGGCUUUCUGGCUGCUGACGGCAAUCUGUGAGAGACUCCUGCCGGACUACUACAACACUAAGGUGGUCGGGGCGCUCAUUGACCAAGGUGUGUUCGAGGAACUGAUCCGUGACUACAUCCCUAGCCUGUACCAGAAGCUGGACACCCUUGGAUUGUUGUCGAUGAUCUCCCUGUCCUGGUUCUUAACCAUCUUCCUCAGUGUGAUGCCAUUCAACUGUGCCGUCAACAUCUUGGACUGCUUCUUCUUUGAUGGCGCCAAGGUGAUAUUUCAAAUAGCUUUAACCAUCCUGGACAACAAGAGCAGCGAGCUGCUGGGCUGUGCGGAGGACGGAGAGGCCAUGACUGUCCUCUGUCAGUAUCUGGAGAACGUGACAAACAGAGAUUCCACCAUGCCACAGGUCCAACACACCUCCAACAUGUCACGCUCACAGGAUCAGUCGUCUGUUGAUGUGACAGAUUUGAUUGAUAGCAGCUACAGGAAGUUUGGCAUCAUCACCAAUCAGGACAUUGAGCGACUUCGUCUCAAGUACAGACUCAGAGUUGUACAGACAAUUGAGGACAACGUGAUGAAGAACAUUGUCCGCAGUGUGUCAUCUGAUACGCUGUUUGAAGGCAAGGAGCUGGCUGACCUCUACAUUCUCUUCAAGGAGGAAUACCUGACUUCAUGCUACUGGCGCACCAGUCAGCAGCCUGUGGACACAAGCGACAAGUACGAUCCUGCCAGACCCUACUAUGAGCAGUACAAGGUGGACUUCGACCAGUACAAGACCAUGUUCCUGUCUCUGUCACCAUGGGCAACAGGAUCACAUGCUGGAGUUGUUGCCCUUAGAUCUUUCAGGUAUCUGGACAGCAACAAAGACAACAUGGUGAACUUCAAGGAGUUUGUCCACCUGCUGGGUGUGCAGUGUAAGGGGGACUUCAACCAGCGCCUCCGGCUCAUCUACAUCCUCCACCAGCCCCCCUGCCUGCUGCCAGACGAGAAGGACGAGGAAACACCUACAUCACCUCAGUCAGACUCAACAGAGAGUGCUGUGGAGGCGACAGACUUCUUCGAUGACGAUGAUGCAGCGAAUGCACAGAAGGAGUGUGAUGGUGCUGAUGACUUGGAAUUGCCAAGUGUCGCAGCAGUGAAGGCCACUGCCCCCAGAGACAUUCCUGCCCCUUCUGCGGAGAAGGCCUGCCCCCCAGGGUCCCUGCCCCUGGGGUCAGUGGAGAGGGAAGCCUCCCUAGGGGAGAGUGUGGGAGAGGAAUCCAGUCAAGACCCCACAGAGAACUACAGCAUUGAUUCGCCUACAAGAAGCAUCAGUUCCAAGUCCAGCUUCAAGAGGUUUGAGUUGAAAAGGAUCCGCGCUGACAGCAAGGAUGACUUCAGGAGCAUACCGAGGAUGAACCAGUACCAGUUCAUUCAGAUGUGGAAGACCCUGUAUGACAUGUUCAACGAACACGAGGAGGAACAACAGCUCUAUCAUGCAAUUGCCACCAUCGGCACAUUACUUCUUCAGAUUGGGGAGGUUGGGAAACGAUUCAUGCGGAAAAGUGAAUCUGGAGACAGCAGCCUAUUCACUGAAUCUGACCUUCCUCUGUCCUCUAGCAUCGACAGUCAGAGUGACAUGUCCAUUAGCCCAAGUCAGAGGACACUUGAGAGCAGUUCGCCGUUUGAAAGUCAUGUAAAUACACCAACAAAUUCAUCCAAUCCUCCUGCAGAUAAAGACAAUUUGACCAAAAAGACAUUAGCAGAAGGGGAUAAUGUUGCAAGUGUUAAAGAUCCUAACAGUAAUGUCACUGAUGAGCAGAACAGUGUCACCAAGGGAGACAAUGCAGACAAAUCCAAGGGAGAUAAUUCUGAUGUAAAGGGAGACAAUUCUGUCAAGUCUAAGGGAGGUAAUUCUCAGAAGGAACUGAAGACUGAGGACAGUUUGAAGGAGAAUGUAUCUGAAGAAGAAAAUGGCAACUCAAGUCAAAAAUCAGGCAACAGUGUUGAUGCUUCUCGGGAAAGUCGAAGCAGCGUCGCCUCUGAGGGUCAACAGUCGUAUGAAGAGUCUUCCCAAAACUCAAGCAAACCAGAUUCAGAAUGGUCGAUCUCCUUUGAACAAUUUCUUGCAUCCAUGCUAACUGAACCUGUACUAGUAAAGUAUUUUGAAAAGCAAUACAACGUAUGCGAUUCUGUCUCCAAAAUGAGAAACAGAAGAUUACAAACUCAGACGAGUACGUUUAGUCAGGCAACAGCUCAGUCAAACUCUUAAUAUCUGUGAUCAUAAUAGCUCUGUGUCUUCUAGAGUGUAUUUUCAAAUUUGUUAGCUCAGAUGUAGAAAAUGUUGAUGAAACGCAGAAUUAAAUAGUCAUAAUGCAUUAUGAUGUUGGAUAUUUGGGGUUAUGAUUAGUUUUGGGGCUAUAGUGUUUGCAACAUUGGAACACCUCCAUGUAACUGCCUUAGGAGUCUCGUCAGAAUGGAAGCUGAAAAUAUACUCCUUUUAUUUUGACACUUUAAAGAAGUAGACGAAAUAGUCCCAGAUCAUGCAAUAGCCUUCAUUUUAUUAUAUCACUGUGAAAAUAAUUCAGUUGAAAUAAGCAUUUGUACAAGUUGAAUGCACACAACCUCCCAUAUGUUAAUGAAAUCACUUCUGUCAAAGACCACAAUUAUUGAAGUUAUAUUAUCUCUUAAAAUGUUGUUGGGUCAUAAAUUGUAUUGAGAUUUGUUUAUAUAUCAACCAAAAUAUGUUUAGGUGAAAAGAUUUUUAAUGAAAGACAUCUGUUUGUGUUAGUAUUUGCUUGAGAACAUGUUAUUUGUUGUAUAUGCUAUAGACUACUGUAUUAUUUCACAAUGUUAAAAUCGGAUCCUUCCUUCGACUUUGAUACUUUCUGCAUCAUGAUCUGACCUUUGAGGUCAUGCCAGGUGAACCUGAAUGACCUUUGUUGGCCAAUCAAACUAGGAGAUGUAUUUGGAGACAGUUAUCAUGUAGUAUGUGGUCUAACACAAUUCAGUUUCAUUUUGGUGAUGGAUGUGAUGAUUGGUUUGGGGAUAUGUAAUGAUAGUCACACAGAAUCCUUAAUGGUCCUGAACGAUGUGUUAGAGACAAUAGGGUUAAAACUACCUACACCAAAUCUUGUUCUUCAUUUGGAACUGCCUGUUUAUGAUUAAUUCCAAGAUGCAGCAGUCAGAUAUGCUUCUGAGAAUGUUUUGCUCCAAGAAGUUCUGUUUUGAUUGGCUGAUGACAAAGUUCACCUGAUGCAAUGCCUAUCGAGGGUUUGUCUUGAUGAAGUAUUCAGGGAGACCGAGACGUCCGAUUUGAAGGAGAUUUGAGAAGUUGUAUAUGUAACUAUUUUGACCAGUUUGUUGGUUAAUGGUUUCAACCUGGAUAAUGUAUGUAUGUAUGUGACCACAGUGUGGGCAUUCAUCAUUCUAUUCAUUGUUGACGAUAUUACUUUCACUUUAUUCAUUGGUUUUGUGGGUUUCUCAUUAUGCAUAUUAAUUGAAACAUCACUUUUUGGUGAAAAUAUAGCUUCUUAAGAAAAUAUGAAACAAAAACGAAGUCAUUAUGUGAAUUCAAUCACAAACACACUGUGGCUGUGUUUUCUAAUCCUGCAACCUUGAAAAGAUUAACAUGGAGUAUUCUGAAUGACAGUCAUUGGCUGAACAACAAAUUCCACAAAACACAUUGUAUGUCUUUUGUUUCAAACAUUGAAAUGAAGGAGAGAAAGUGCCCAUUGGAAAGACUGCCAGACAAUCUCAGCCAUCUACAGACUAUAAGUUUUCAAGUUUUAAAUUAAUAUAUUUCAAAUCGUAGUCUGGGAUUGAAGUUGCUUGGCUAAUGGCUACAUCUUGUUAGUAACAUUUUGAUCAGUCGAAGUUCAACAAGGUUGUUCCGGGACCUAUAUUGGGAUGUCCUCAGAUCUCAGUGAAGCGGCAAUGAGCACUGAAAACGGAUUUUCAUGAGAUAGUUUUUUCAUAGUUAUGACAUGGAACUUCAUUCUAGAAGGUACAUGUAUACAAUUUGUUGUUAAAACACUAUUAUGACAACACAAGGUUGAUGUGGGUCAAAGUUUGUUGAAAUAUGAAGAUUAAAUAUUAUUUUUGCUUCAGAUAAUGUUACUCUAUUUUCUAUGCCAAAUGACUGCAUGUUAGUGCUUCCAGGAUUUGUAUGCAUGUGUAGAUGUCAGAAAACUGAAGGAUUUCUCGAGAUAGUGCCCAGCUGCCAUGGUAACAGCCAAUCUAUGCCUUGUUAAAUAAUGAUUUUUGCGACAAUACAGACAAAGACAUAAUCAUGAAUGUGUGUUAAUGUCUGUAGAAGUUUUUUCUUCAAUCUUUUAUGCCCUUAUUUCCCUCAAUCAUAUUAAUUGCUGACAGUUUAGAUGUAUAAUUUUACAGUGUCAUGAUGUAGUGUCUUCAUACAAUUUGUCUUGAUGCAGUGUCUGAUACAAUGUGUCAUGAUGCAUUGUCUUGAUACAAUCUGUCAUCAUGCAGUGUUUUAUAUGAUGUGUCACAGUGCUGUGUCUGAUACAAUAUGUCACAAUUCAAUGUGUCCUGAUGCAAUGUUGAAACAAUGUGUCCUGAUGCAGUGUCUUGAUACAAUGUGUCCUGAUGCUGUGUCUGAUACAAUGUGUCACAAUGCAGUGUCUGAUACAAUGUGUCACAAUGCAGUGUCUGAUACAAUGUGUCACAAUUCAGUGUCUUGAUACAAUGUUUCACAAUGCAGUGUCUGAUACAAUGUGUCUUGAUUCAGUGUGUCACAAUGCUGCCUCUUGAUACAGUGUGUCAAAUGCAGUAUCUGAUACAGUGUGUCACAAUGCAGUAUCUUGAUACAAUGUGUCACAAUGCAGUAUCUUGAUACAGUGUGUCACAAUGCAGUAUCUUGUUACAGUUUAUCACAAAUCCAAGAGAAUAUGAGUUUUCAUCACAUGGAUUGGCAUUGAGUAAUACAUUGGCAUUGAGUAAUAGAUCUUACAAGAAACUUGACUUAGCAAACUCUCAGUGUAAUGGCACACAUCCAUGGGAACGUGCAAUCAAACUUAUUGUUAGAUUUUGUUGUCUUUCAUACUUUCAAAUAAUGAAUUGUGCAUUAACCAUGAUGGUUAAAUAUUAGUGUUAUUUUUACUUCAUAUCUUUUCAUUAAAUAACAUACAAACUUGAUUAGAUUUGAUUUGAAUGAAUCAUUUAUUUACCAAUAGUUCUUCCAUUUCAUUAUUUGCUGAUAUUUAUACAUGUGACUGAUGUGAUCUGUUUUUCAAUUAAUAGAUUAUUCUCAUAUCAUUAUUUCAUGAUACUUGACUUAAGAUAGGAAUACUGGGCUAGUGAUGCCUUUCUGCUUAAAAUUUAUGUCAUAUAUACUAGAGUGAGAGAGUUUGGUUGUACGCCGCUUUUAUCAAUAUUCCAGCAACAUCACGGCGGGGAACACCAGAAAUAGGCAUCACACAUUGUUCAUACAUACUAGAACUUAUUGACAACCAUACCUUUGUACAAUGGUAUUCCUAUCAAUGGUUUAGUACAUGUUAACAAAAAAUGGAUUAGAAUCUUGAGGGUAUUGGUGUAGAGCUGAAUACACAAUCUGAUAAACAUAUCUCAAAGUAUUUAUGUUCCCGAACUUUAUUGUUUAGUUCAUAAAAGAUUCUCAAGUACUAUUUCCACAAUAAACACAACUGCCUCCAA
This is a messenger RNA of Haliotis rubra (blacklip abalone), 7530 nucleotides long. Its product is annotated as TBC1 domain family member 9-like. The transcript is spliced from 31 exons. Gene Ontology annotation, molecular function: calcium ion binding. Bases 134 to 4129 code for a protein of 1331 amino acids. The record is from RefSeq and is a predicted model, not a curated record. NCBI's taxonomy places the organism in Eukaryota, Metazoa, Mollusca, Gastropoda, Lepetellida, Haliotidae.